Molecule: messenger RNA, 2964 nt
Organism: Recurvomyces mirabilis
Lineage: Eukaryota; Fungi; Ascomycota; Dothideomycetes; Mycosphaerellales; Teratosphaeriaceae
Gene: ROT2
Product: glucosidase II
Exons: 2
Coding region: 1-2964 (987 amino acids)
Biological process (GO): N-glycan processing; carbohydrate metabolic process
Cellular component (GO): glucosidase II complex
Molecular function (GO): carbohydrate binding; alpha-glucosidase activity
Source: RefSeq, a predicted model, not a curated record
AUGGCCGUGCUUGGAAGUGAUAGUCGGAGGUGGUCAGGAUUGCUACUGAUUUUCGUGUUCUUGUGCUCCUUCAUCACGCCGGUCGUGACCGUCAAGCACGAGAACUUCAAGAAAUGCGACCAAUCUGGAUUUUGUAAGCGCAAUCGUGCCUAUGCAGAUGCCGCCCUGUCAACCUCUUCAUGGCAGGCACCAUAUUCCCUGGAUCCAGCCUCUAUCAAGUUCGACAAUGGCAUGUUGACUGGUAGCGUUGUGAAGACCAUUGUCAACACGGCGGAGACUGUUCGGCUACCACUCACUAUCGCCUUCUACGAAUCUGGUACUGCUCGCGUGACCUUGGACGAGGAGCGGAGACAGAAGGGUGAUAUCGUGCUGAGACAUGAUAGCAAAGCAAAGAAGCAACGAUAUAAUGAAGCUGAGAAGUGGGCUAUCGUUGGUGGCACGACGCUCAGCCAAGGCGCGGCCACAAGCAAGGGUGCUGAGAAAGGAACUACCAACAUCAGCUACGGCCCAGCAGGCACAUUUGAGGCAGUAAUACGACAUAGCCCGUUCGGCAUUGACUUCAAGCGAAAUGGGGAGACCCAGAUCCAGUUCAACAAUCGUGGCUUAUUAAAUGUGGAGCAUUGGCGACCGAAAGUGGAGAAGCCAGUAGAAGAGAAGAAGGAAGGCGAGGAAGCUGUCGUCGGAGAGUCGGCCAAGGAUACCGAGGAGGACGAAGGCACUUGGUGGGAUGAGUCGUUUGGUGGCAGUACGGACAGCAAGCCAAAGGGUCCGGAAGCCGUGGCUCUUGACAUCAGCUUCCCAAACUAUCAGCAUGUCUUCGGUGUCGCCGAGCACGCAGGACCACUCUCACUCAAGGAGACGAGAGGUGGUGACGGCAAGUAUUCUGAACCAUACAGGCUGUACAACAGCGAUGUAUUCGAGUACGAAAUGGACAGUCCGAUGACAUUAUAUGGAGCGAUCCCGUUCAUGCAAGCUCAGAAGAAGGACUCUACCGUAGGUGUGUUCUGGCUGAACGCUGCUGAGACAUGGAUUGACAUCACGAAGUCGAGCUCCUCGACAAACCCGCUGAGCCUUGGCAUUGGAAGCAAAAUUACCACAAACACACACUGGAUCAGUGAGUCCGGUCUGCUGGAUGUCUUCAUCUUCCUUGGUCCCAAGCCGCAAGAUGUCGUUGGUGCUUACACAGAGCUCACUGGCUACACGCAGUUACCGCAGCAGUUCGCUAUCGCAUACCAUCAGUGUCGCUGGAAUUAUGUUACCGACGAGGAUGUCCGUGAUGUCGACCGCAAAUUCGACAAGAACCGCAUUCCAUACGACGUCAUCUGGCUCGAUAUCGAGUAUACCGAGGGUAAGAAGUACUUCACCUGGGAUCCUGAUACUUUCGCCAACCCACUCGGUAUGGAAAAGCAGUUGGACGAGCACGAGCGCAAGUUAGUUGCCAUUAUUGACCCUCAUAUCAAGAACGAAGGCAACUAUCCUGUGGUCGAUGAGCUCAAGUCGAAGGAUCUGGCAGUACACAACAAAGAUGGGAACAUCUACGAAGGGUGGUGUUGGCCUGGUAGCAGUCACUGGGUCGACUGCUUCAACCCUGCAGCGCAUACAUGGUGGAAGAGUCUAUUCCGGUACGACAAAUUCAAGGGCACUGCGAAGAACACCUGGAUCUGGAAUGAUAUGAACGAGCCAUCUGUUUUCAAUGGUCCGGAAACGACCAUGCCAAAGGAUAACUUACACCAUGGUGGCUGGGAGCAUAGAGAUGUGCACAAUAUCAACGGCAUGACUUUCCAGAACGCCACCUACCACGCUAUCCUUGCUCGCGACAAGGAAGAGGAUAAAGCUAAUGUUCGUCCUUUUGUGCUUACGCGAUCGUUCUACUCGGGCUCGCAGCGUCUCGGCGCCAUGUGGACUGGCGACAACCAAGCCGCAUGGCCACAUCUUGAGGCAUCCAUUCCCAUGCUCUUGUCUAUGGGUAUCUCUGGCUUCCCUUUCGCAGGUGCGGAUGUGGGAGGCUUCUUCGGCAACCCGAGCAAAGAGCUUUUGACUCGCUGGUAUCAAGCCGGUGCCUUCUAUCCUUUCUUCCGUGGUCAUGCACACAUUGAUACUCGUCGACGGGAGCCAUAUCUUGCUGGCGAGCCGUAUACGCAGAUUAUCACCCAAGCUUUAAGACUGAGAUACAGCCUGCUGCCUGCGUGGUAUACCGCUUUCCACGAAGCUCACACGAACGGCGCACCCAUAUUGCGACCGAACUACUACGUUCAUCCUGGUGAUGAGAAGGGGUUCGCCAUCGACGACCAGUUCUACGUCGGCAGCACAGGUCUGCUUGCCAAGCCUGUCACUACUGAGGGUGCCGAUGGUGUAGAUAUCUAUCUUGCUGACAAGGAGAAGUACUUCGACUACUUCGACUAUUGGAUGUACGAAGGACCUACCACUGUCAGCUUAGCUGCUUCGCUCGAUACAAUCCCGCUUCUGAUGCAAGGUGGUCACAUCAUUCCACGUCGUGAUCGACCACGGCGCAGCUCGGGCUUGAUGCGCUAUGAUCCGUUCACUCUCGUCGUCGUCAUCGGCAACUCGGGUGAUGCGGAAGGUACACUUUAUCUCGACGACGGCGAGAGCUUCGACUACGAAGAAGGUGCCUUUAUCCAUCGUCGUUUCGAGUACAAAUCCGCUACUUCAACACUCAUGUCCGAAGAUCUGGCGGCAGCUAGCGCAUCGCCGAGCAGGAAGACGAAGGACUACCUUAAGGCGAUGGAGAAGGUCCGUGUGGAGAAGGUCAUCGUCGUUGGUGCACCUGAGUCGUGGAAGAGCAAGAAGGAGGUUGAGGUCAGCGAAGAGCUGGCCGGCAAGAGCUCUGGCACUAAGUCCGCUGAGCUCGAGUGGCAUGGCAAAGAAGAGGGCAAAGCUGCUUGGGCGGUGGUCCGUGAUCCUGGCAUCCAGAUCGGAGCUGGAUGGAAGAUCUCGUUUGCAUGA